Molecule: messenger RNA, 2211 nt
Organism: Rhizoctonia solani
Lineage: Eukaryota; Fungi; Basidiomycota; Agaricomycetes; Cantharellales; Ceratobasidiaceae
Product: DEAD/DEAH box helicase
Exons: 8
Coding region: 1-2211 (736 amino acids)
Molecular function (GO): nucleic acid binding; ATP binding
Source: RefSeq, a predicted model, not a curated record
AUGUCGCAAUUCGUCGAUAUAGACGAGUAUGAUUCCGGUUCUGUACGAGGCAACAACAAUCCUGCGCCUCGAUUGUCCCAGAACAAACCUCAGUUACUUGAAGCUAUGAUGCGAAACAUCCCCAAACUGAAGGAACUGAACUACUCACAGUGGAACAACAUGAUGUCCAACUCGAUCAAGAAAGCAAAACUUUGGGAAUAUGUCGAUGGAUCAAUCGAGGAACCUUCGGAACACGAUGCUAACAAGCUGGCCAUUUACUAUGACGAGGCUGGGGCGGUUAGAAACGCAAUUCUAGGAUCGCUUGAACCCGGGGCACGGAGAUACAUCGAAGACACACUGGAUCCUAAGGAUGCGUGGCUCGCACUUGAAAAAAAGUACCUUACCGCCGAAGCUGAAGCGGACGCGGAGAUUAUAGCCACUGAACAACGCCUCGCUAAUCUGAGACUUGAGGAAGGAGGCGAUGUAAUCGAGCACAUCGCCGAGUUCUGUCGUAUGCGAUGCCACCUAAGCGGCACUCGAUUCUCCCUUGAUGAUCAAGCAUGUAUUGGGAUGCUUUAUCGAUCCUUGCCGCCAAGCUAUCGUCAGUCCGUUUUAACAUCAGAGGGAACGGAGAUGAAGGACUUCAAUGCAUUGUGUGGCCGAUUAAACUAUUUGAGCCAGAAUCCGGAGCCAGAGCCUGCUACCGAUAGUCCCCCAGUAGAUGACCACACAAACUGGGGAGUUCCAGAGGACAUCAAGGCGUUUGGGUUGACCGGAGACAGGAACCCACAACUCGCCGAGCGGGCUGCUCUGACCUGUCGAGAUUGCCUGUUGGAGGGUCAUAAACCUGGGAGUACCGAGUGCCCGCAGUACGAAUGGAGGAGGGAGCUGUGGGGUGCAGAAGCAUGCAACGUUGGACCAGACAACUCAGGGAACAAAACUCCUGAGCAGCCCAUUACUGUCAAUACAAAACGAUUGAGCUAUGAGUUUUCGGAACCGGUAAAAGUUCUAUUGGAAUUCGAUGAGCUUGGUCUUAAGCCCGAAUUGAGACAAAGUUUAACUUCAUAUAGCUACUCCAGUAGAACCAUUGGCCGUCAGCAAUGCAUCAUCGUUCCUAUCGUUCAUGGUCGUAAUGUUCUUGCUCGAGCACCACCCCAAUCAGGCAAAACGACUGCACUCGUUAUGUCCAUUAUUCAGAUGAUUGAUACUACCCUCCGCCAUCCCCAGGUCAUUGUUUUUACUUCAACCGACAAAGCAACCACUGCCUUCCAAGAAACCAUUAGAAGGCUUGGCUACACCAUCCAAUGCUACGCUGCCCAAUCUUCAACUAGCUAUGGUCUUUCUGUAACAGAUACCACUUCGCUUACUAACAUAAAUGCCCACCAUCUCUUUGUGGGUACCCCAAACAAUCUACUGGGUAUGAUCCGCCGAAAUAUCAUAACCAUGCGCAAGAUCAGGACUGUAGUCUUGGAUGACAUUGAUAAAAUCAUCGAAGCGACUAUGGGAGACAAAAUUCUCGAAGUAUACCGAUAUAUUCCACCCCUUGUACAAGUUGUAGCCUCGACCACAGUUUUAUCUUCGUCCGUGGCAAAAGUGGCCGCCAAACUACAAGUCGAUCCUCUCCAGAUCUUGGUCGAUCGUGAUGAAGGGGUAUCGAUUGGAACCCACUUCUACAUCACAGUCUCUGCAGAGCAAAGGGCAUCUGCUAUGAACACCAUGUUUUUGGCCCUUGGACAAUAUGGGCUUAUUAUUUUAUGUCGCGAUCUCGCUCAGAUUAGCGGGUAUGACUGGGGUCAAUCGUAUCAAUUUUAUUAUAUGCGCGAGCAAAUGGAGCAUGAAGAGCGCCAGAGUGUGGUAAAAAGCUUUGAAUCUAAAAUAAACGAGAUAAACUCCCGCAAUUCAAAUCGAGGGUACUCCUAUGCAGCCCAGCCAAAGAAACUUGAUCCGGUGGUAUAUGCCGGCUUAGUUGCUACUGAUGCAGGCUUGUCUGCCAUCCGAUCAUUAAAGCUUAAUUAUAGCUACGGCACUGCUAUCAUUAAUUAUGAAAUUCCUCACAAUACCGAGGAGUACGUUAAACGACUUAAUCAGUGGCGCGUAGCUACAGGGAGAAAUUAUACAAUUGUUACAUUUAUCACCGUUGACACGGACGAAAUCAAUAUAAUCCAAGAUCUGGAGCGCCGUUAUGGAGUUCACGUUGCUGAGUUAUUAUGGAGUGGAGGGCAAAUUUAUUGA